Messenger RNA from Gadus chalcogrammus (walleye pollock), 5676 nucleotides. Its product is annotated as G-protein-signaling modulator 2-like. The transcript has 13 exons. The coding region runs from base 2233 to 4185 and encodes 650 amino acids. The record is from RefSeq and is a predicted model, not a curated record. NCBI's taxonomy places the organism in Eukaryota, Metazoa, Chordata, Actinopteri, Gadiformes, Gadidae. Gene Ontology annotation, molecular function: protein binding; GTPase regulator activity.
AUCUGCCCUCUCUCGACUUAUGGUACCAGUGAGUAUUAAAGGACUAAUACUAUGAGUAUUAGUCCUUUUCUAGGUUGUUUUCAUGUGGGACUAUUGAUAAAGUAAAUGUUGGUGCAUUAAGGCAAAGGGAAGACCCUUGUUAUUACCAGCCUCAUAACACCUGUUGCACAUGUUCAGGUCAUACUCUGUUAUGUUGAGUGGCCUUGUCAAGAGACAAAUAAUGCUGUAUCAGUCAUUUGGAGUCGGUGAUUGAAGCUCCAUGUUUAAUCAGACUAAACCCUGCGUGACAAGCACCUCUUCCUAAUUAGGGUUAGCUUGUUGACUGAAGGCAGGGUACUGUGUUUAAACAGACGUGAGACAGCUGUCUGCGUACCUGUCCAGGUACGGAGAGUCUGAGAGCAGAGGAGACCUUUCAGACACAGAAGGGGACCGCUCCAGUAAACAUCAAUAGUUAAACAGGCCCGCUGAAACAUUCAUUACUCCUUGCUUUGUUUUGCCACUGUGAAUGGACCUGCAAGGGACACCUGUUUGCUGAGAGCUACUAUCAUUUCUAUUGGAACAAUGCAUGCGCUGUCUAACGCAGCUUGAAUGUCCUAAUAAAGCUGCUUAUCAAUGGCCACAAGUGUAAUCUGAAAGUUGUCCCAUCUCUUCUGUCAUACUAAUCUGAGAUGACCUAGGUCCAAAUAAAGAUGAUAGAGAGAGAGGGUACUGGAACGAAAGGAAAGUGGAUUAGCCGUAGAAUCGCUGAUUGGGGAGGUUCCUUGAGGCUCCAGGUUAAUACCACGCUGAUUGCAUUGGCUUCACCUUGAAAGUUGUGGGCUCCCCCAAGUCUGCUGAGAUAGAUUCAACAGCGAUUGGAAAAAUACUUGAUCUCCCUUAACCUAGGUUCAGUUAAUAAUUCAGUGCAGUGUUAAAAUGGUGUAUAGGCUAAGGAUCUGAAUUAGAUCUCUUCAUGCCUCAGAGACAAAGAAGAAAUAGAAGGGGCUGCCUGGAGUUUUUCCCCUGGUGGAAACCUAUUUAGAUGCCUCUGUCAUGUGCCAUGCGCUGCUGCUGCUGCUGUUUAUAUAAGAGACGGAAAACAUGCAGGUAGGGCAGAAUUAGCAGAACCGACCGUUAUUAUCCUGGAACAGUACGAUUAUAGGACAAAUUAAAGGCGUAAGCAGAUGUUUACACAUGCUUGGUCGGCUUCCAAGUGCUUGGUUGUCUGCACGAUUUAACAGAACAAGCUACUUUAGUUCUUUAAGUUAGCAGUUGGCAUCUGUGUGUAAUCUCAGCAACACACCAUCUAUGAGCUUUUUGUUGAGUAGCCCCGAUGAGCCUUUUAUGAUCCAGGAAGUGUUGGUGUUCUUCCUGAGUUCAAAGCCUUGAGUAGGAACAAACGGGAGCAUUGGGAGUCAACAAACUGAAUGUGGCUCUGCAAAGCCAAUCUUGUUUAUGAAGUUUUGGGUGGGCCUUGACAAAACCAAAUGUUUGCUGCACGACUGCAGCAGUUGUAGAAACAUGCUCUGUAAUCUGCCAUUAAUCAGGUAAUCCUCCUUCGAUUCUCAACACCCUCCUGCUUGCCUGGCCCCACAGUCAGUCUACACUUUGUUUUGAAAGGCCAAAAGGGUUUCUGUGCACAGAAAUGUCGUCUUUUGUGGCCGUAAGUACACAGUGAAUGGUGUGCUGUACCAUUUGCCUCUUUUGAGUUUUUUGAGUUCCCAGGCACAAUAUUGUAUAUACAUGAUAUUGACCAAUGGCGACAGGAAAGGACUCCUUCUACCACAACAAACAAGGCCUGCGAUCAACCUUGGCCAUUGUUCUCUGUAGUCGGGAGGAAGUGGCUGAAAAACAGUCCCUGCCAAACGCCUUUCCUCGGAAGAGGGGCUCUGGUCGUGGACUGUGGGUGGAGUUCUCCCCCUUGUCUGUUUCCCCCUCCUCCCCCUUCCCUUCUGUACUUGAUGUCCACGCAGUACGAGUACCCUUUUCCAUUUUCCCAAAGCCCUCAGCCAGCGAGUACGCUUUUGCUUCCUGAGUACCUGAGUUUUCCAUAUGGUGUUGUGCCAGAUGGGCUGCUGCCUCUCCAGUGGGAUUGUUAGAACAUAAGGACCACUUUCUGCACUGGGAACAUGUCCACUUAGCUGUGUGUGUGUGUGUGUGUGUGUGUCUUUGUGAGUGUGUGUUUGUGUAUAUGUGUGAGUGUUUGUGUGGUUGUGUAAAGGCACUUUAACCUCUCAACCACAGUUGAACAGGAUGGAGGCGUCCUGCCUGGAGCUGGCCCUGGAGGGGGAGCGGCUCUGCAAGGUGGGGGACUACCGGGCCGGCGUGUCCUUCUUCGAGGCCGCCAUCCAGGUGGGAACGGAGGACCUACAGGUGCUGAGCGCCAUCUACAGCCAGCUGGGCAACGCCUACUUCCACCUGCACGACUACGGCAAGGCCCUGGAGUUCCACCACCACGACCUCACGCUGACCAGGACCGUCGGUGACCUGAUGGGCGAAGCCAAGGCCAGCGGGAACCUGGGCAACACGUUGAAGGUGCUUGGGCGGUUCGACGAGGCGGUGAUCUGCUGCCAGAGGCACCUGGACAUCUCCAGGGACAUCGGCGACAAGAUGGGCCAGGCGAGGGCCCUGUAUAACUUCGGGAACGUGUACCACGCCAAGGGGAAGAGUAUCUGCUGGAGCGGGGCGGAGCCGGGGGACUUCCCCGAGGAGGUCAUGACGGCGCUGCGGCAAGCGGCGGAGUACUACGAGGCAAACUUGGCCAUCGUCAAGGAGCUCGGAGACAGGGCCGCGCAGGGAAGGACGUACGGUAACCUUGGCAACACGCAUUACCUCUUGGGGAACUUUCGCAGCGCCGUGGCCUCCCACGAACAGCGCCUCCUCAUCGCCAAGGAGUUUGGCGACCGCUCGGCAGAGAGACGGGCGUACUGCAACCUGGGCAACGCCUACAUCUUCCUGGGGGAGUUUGAAGUGGCCUCUGAGCACUACAAGAGGACUCUGCAGCUGGCCAGACAGCUGAAGGACCGGGCGGUGGAGGCCCAGGCCUGCUACAGCCUUGGCAACACCUACACGCUUCUGCAGGACUACGAGAGGGCCAUCGACUACCACCUCAAACACCUCAUCAUAGCCCAGGACCUCAACGACAGGAUCGGGGAGGGGCGUGCGUGCUGGAGUCUGGGGAACGCCCACACCGCACUGGGCAACCACGACCAGGCCAUGCACUUUGCAGAGAAACACCUGGAGAUCUCCAAAGAGACUGGAGACAGGAGUGGAGAGCUGACUGCCCGUAUGAACGUGUCUGACCUGCAGACGGUGCUGGGUCUGAGCUACAGCACCAACAGCUCCACGCUGUCGGACGCCAAGGAGACGGACCUCCCUCUGAACGGAGCACGGCCUCGUACGGGGAGGAGACACAGCAUGGAGAACCUGGAGCUGAUGAAGCUGACGCCAGAGACCAAGCUGAACGGUCAGAAGUGGAACAGCGACAUCCUGACCAAGCAGUCCAAGCCCAGCCUGGCCAAGGCCUCCUCCAAGCUCUUCUUCGUCGGCCGGCUGCGCAGCAAGAAGCACAAGGUGGGCGGCUCCACCACCACCAAGGUCCUCCAGGACACCAGCAACACCCUGGACCCCAGCCAGACGGGCCCCCCGGGGCCGCAGAAGCGUCCCAGCCCUGAGGCGCUCGGGGACGAGGGCUUCUUCGACCUGCUCAGCCGCUUCCAGAGCAACCGCAUGGACGACCAGCGCUGCUCCAUCCAGGACCCGGGCAGCCGCCUCUCGCUGAGCAGCGGGCCGGACGCGCCCCCCAGCAGGGGCUCCUCCUCCGGGUCGGAGUCGGCGGCAGGCGCGGCGGCGGGCCGGAGGACGAGCGAGCCCGCGGCGGCGGCGGCGGCGGCGGUGGGAGGGGCCAGCCUGCCGGGCCUCAGGCUGCACCAGCAGAAGGGCAGCCAGGCGGUGCUCAGCCACCUGAUGGCCAACGCCGACAACGCAGAGCCCGACGACAACUUCUUCGACAUGCUCGUCAAGUGCCAGGGCUCCCGUCUGGACGACCAGCGCUGCGCCCCCCCCCCGCCGCCAGCCCGCGGCCCCACCGUGCCCGACGAGGACUUCUUCAGCCUCAUCAUGCGCUCGCAGGCUAAGCGCAUGGACGAGCAGCGCGUCACCCUGCCCCCAGGGGGCGCCGCCGCCCGGCCAGGGGCCCCCCACUGAAGCGCAGCCGCCCCCGGUCUGUAGCACCGCCCCGGCCGGGGAGGCCCAGGACUAGCGUGAGGACGGCCUCACCCACCGGGGGCCCCCCCGGGGCCCGGGGACGAGGAGGGGCACCGCGGAGACGGCACUAAGUGGCUCACUAGGUAGCGGUUCUCUACGUCAUUGCCCUCAGGGACUCAAGCACUGCCAGCUGUAUCAUAUGAGGGGGGGGGGGGAGGGUUGGGUGAGGCAAAGGACUUACUUUGAGGCCUCUCCCGCCUGGUGCUUUCUGGGUAAUUGUGUUUCACUUUGAACUGGAUUUGCACUUCUGCAUAUGGAUCAUAACAGAGCAAAUAAUCACUGCAGUCAGAGAUAGCUUUUAUUUUUACACUUGAUUUUUUGAAAAUUGUAAUCCUUUUAAUUUCACUUUUUAAACAGUGUCUUUAGAUGCUCAACUUCAGAUGGGAUGUAUUUAUUCUAGCUUUUGUAAAAAAAAGAAAAAAUGGAUUCCCAAAGCCGUCCUACCACUUUCUCCCUCUUCUUUUUAAUACUCAUGUAGCAUUAUCAGCGAUUCAGGUCCAUGAAAUGACACCAGAAAGGUACAGCAAUUUCCAUGUAUUUUUUUUUUAUAAUUGUGUGUAUGUCGAGUAUUAGUCUGAUGAAGGCGUUGUCUCAAUCAGGGAAUUUGACCCUUUCAGACAAGCGUCUCCUAAUAUAAAAAAUAUCAACUAACUUUUAACCUAUGUACAGAUUGUGGUGCUCUUUUGUAACACUUGUUUUUUGUUGAUCAGAGGAAUAAAGCCUCAACUCUUCAGAGAAGGGGAAUUGUCUUGUCUUUUUAUUGUGAAUAGAAGGUGGAGAAAAUGUUUUUAGCAUCUGAAGUGUAAUAUACCUUUUUAUUCCAUCGAUAAACCAGUAAUUUACACUUCAAUUAAGUAGCAUUAACUUAAUCACAUAAUAAAACACAUAGAAAAUCGGCUGCGUUCAUUUCAUAGAACCAUCAGUUCACAUGAAGAGGCAGUGAAAUAAAUACACCUGCUUUAGUUUGGCCACUUUUUAGUUCAACAGAGACACUACGUGAACAAUAAUUUAAAAAGCUUAAGAUAUUAAUCAACUAGAAGGGUCAAUUAGUAACAAAAAAUCCAAAGAAAAUGUGCAAACAUACAAUACUGGCAUUGAAAUGAACGACAAAACAACUGCGUGCUUUUUAAGAUUUCAAUGUGCAUAUAAUGACCCCUUUUUCAACGGCCAAAGCUUCAGACCUACUGAACCCUCACACAGUAGACCACCUGUACGAUGUUAAUCCUGCACCCAACGCCAGGAUGCAAAUAUAAACAACAAAGCAUAUUUGUAAUUCCCUUUGGGGCCAUAUGUUAGAAAAAAAAAAAGAAUUGCAAGCUAUUUCAAGACAAUGUAUCAGCUUUUAGAGCGAAACACUGUUUUUUACAUUUACAUCAAGCGAGUUUAUACAAGGUCAUCCCACUAUGUACAACGCUGAGAUCUAUAGAAUAA